GCAGCCGGCCAGCAGGCUGAGGGGCCAGGCGAGUGCAGCGUGCAUCUGGAAGGACCCUACCCGUCCCAUUAGGCUCGGAGCUGCUGAGCGACCAUGCUCCAGAACCCAGUCUUCCCAGAUCUGCUCUGCACCCUCCUGGCACCUGCCACAGACGCAUCUGGGCCUCCAGAUGUUCCCCAGCCCCCUCCGAGGACGCCCUUUAGCAUCGAGGCCAUCCUCUCCAAGCCGGAGCCGCAGCAGAAGGGCACCGCCUCUCCCAGAGAGCCACCCCACCUGCCUCUGGAGUGGCACAGCUGGAUGUACCCAGCUGCCCACUCCGUGGGCCUCCUGCCCUGCCCAGCCCUGCAGCUGGAGAAGCCACGCCAUGGGGCUCUGCACCAGCAGCUGCAGAGAGGCUGCCUGGUCUCUCUUCCCAGCUGGAAGCAAGACAGCCUGGAGGUGUCUUGUGGCGUGGGCACGCCGGGCCCGCCUGCCCCAUGGAGAGCCAGGGGGCCCUGUAAGAUGAAGAGGGUCCGCACGGUCUUCAAACCAGAGCAGCUGGAGCGGCUGGAGCAGGAGUUCCUCAAGCAGCAAUACAUGGUGGGCACCGAGCGGGUGGACCUGGCCACCGCCCUGCGCCUCACAGAGACCCAGGUGAAAGUCUGGUUCCAGAACCGGAGGAUCAGGUGGCGCAAGCAGAACCUGGAGCAGAAGAAAGCGAAGCUGUUGCGGUGUAGAGGGACACAGCCUGUCCUGACGGACUUGGAGAACAAGGAGGAAGACACGGUGGAUAUAGAGGUCUAAUGGGCUUGAGACUUCCCUGCUACAGACAUUGCUCUUGCCAUGGAACUAGUGGAGGUUUACAGCUACGUCCAGAGAGAAGACUGACCGAUGACGUGUACCAGGGAGCUCAGCAGCUGCUCCACACAUACCGGACUGGCCUGGCGCUGCUUAGGAUGAGUUCAUGAUACGCAGCUCGCACAGUCGGGCAGCAUCACACUAACACCGGGGGCCUGCUCGUCAGGUCAGCUGCGCGAGGGCAGUGUCCAUGUGAGGACCCGUGUAUAAAACCAGGUCCCUCGCAAUUCUCUCUUUUCUCAUUCAGAAUGCAGGCUCCUUCCCAGCAGCAAGACUGGGGUUAAAAUCAGAGAUGAGGGUUGGUGACAAUCAUAGAUUCAGCUCCAGGUAUCAGUGCAUCUAAACGCAUGUGCUGCUGUGGUUUAUCAGCUUCCCAGGUAGGGUAACCCUGGCAGGGAAGGUGCAAAGAGAAUCUGGCUCCGGAUUUUUACCCUAGUGGCUUCGCCAGUUCAUGUCAGGUUUGAAGUUCAGGUCUGAACACAAAGUUGCCCCACUGCACUUUGCAGUAAAGUCAGCGGGAUCUGACCAUGCGAAGGCGAAAGAAGCCCAAGGGGCCAUCAUACUGCCACAAACACAGUUCUAAUGGGAGCUUUGUGAUGCAGCUGCUGUCCCUAACUAGUGAACCCCAAUUCUCAUCUUAUUUACACCGAUCCUCCACUGGUGUAGCUCUGUUACCUGCCAUGGAGUUAUUCCUGAUUCUACAGGCACGAGAGGAGACUCGGGGCCUUUCACUUCAGGGUCAGGCUGCACGAUCAAGCCCUAAAGAUGGAACAUUUUGCAGUCCAAGGGGUAGUUUUCCGAAAGCUGUAAGUGCCUGGGGCUUAGAAUGAAAGUGCCUCCCCGUAGACCUCCUGCAGUGCUACAUUAAGGAUUUGUACAUUUUUGCCUCUCUUCUGGCCUGCAAAGCCCAGAUCAAAGACCUCAGUCCAUCCCUACGCACAUACUGCAUUACCUUGCGCGUGCAGAGAGGCGCUCCUGGGAUAAAUUGUGGGCCUAGCUUUCAGCUCUCUCUCUCCACAGGGCAGGGUUUGGAGCUGGGAUUUUGCUUCAGUCUCUUUCAUGAAUUUGGUUUGGGAUUUCAAACGCUGCCUUUUUACCAAGCAUGGCAUGACCCACAAACCACCAGCAGCCCUCCCAGCAAUGCACACACACUCCCCGUGACACCAGCUGUAGUUGCUCUCUUGUGGCUUCAUCGCUGCAUUACGCACUGGGUGGCAGAGGAAAUAUCUGGUGGGGUAUGCCGGUAGCUCACAACAUUGUGGCUACGUCUACACUGGCAUGAUUUUCCGCAAAUGCUUUUAACGGAAAAGAUGCUCAGGAUAACUUAUUGUGCCUCUUCCUGAACCAAAACAUUGUAAAUAACACGACUCUUCUAUUAUUUAUAGACAUAGCCCUGCCUUUUGGACACUCUUUUAUUUAUUUGCUGCUCCUUUUGCCCCAAUAAAAUCUUGUCUAUUUUAAAAGAGUUUUAAAGAGACGGGAAGUGCCUGUGGGAACUGGGUAGUUCACCCGGGGAUUGGAGCCGGUGGGUGAUGGAGAUGAGGCAGUAUUGCCUUGGUAGAUGGUUCACACCCUCUGUAUGCUGCGUGCAGCCAGGUUCAAAGUGCAGUGUCCCAUCGCGGAUGCACUAGCCGUUUUCCCUCUUGCUUCAUCGACAGCCCAGGAUGGCCCGUGAGAGGGAAGCCAACAAACAGUGCCCCACUGCAAUUCACAAUGAAGUCAAUGGGAUCGGAGCACACUAAGGUGAAAAAACCAAACAGGCCAUAAUUGAUACUGCCCACAAAUGCAGUGCUUGUUGAUUUUAAUGGGAGCUUUGCAAACAGCCUGACGCUGCUGUCCCUAUGUAGUGAAUCCUGAUUCUGAUCACUAAGGCCGUGUCUAGACUGCAGGCUUCUUUCGGAAGAAGCUUUUCUGGAAGAGAUUGUCCAAAAAAAC
Messenger RNA from Pelodiscus sinensis (Chinese soft-shelled turtle), 2772 nucleotides. RefSeq names its product homeobox protein not2-like. NCBI's taxonomy places the organism in Eukaryota, Metazoa, Chordata, Testudines, Trionychidae. Gene Ontology annotation, biological process: central nervous system development; regulation of transcription by RNA polymerase II; neuron differentiation. The record is from RefSeq and is a predicted model, not a curated record. Gene Ontology annotation, cellular component: nucleus. Gene Ontology annotation, molecular function: RNA polymerase II cis-regulatory region sequence-specific DNA binding; DNA-binding transcription factor activity, RNA polymerase II-specific.